Cyclopterus lumpus (lumpfish) is the source of this 3157-nucleotide messenger RNA. RefSeq names its product ATP-binding cassette, sub-family D (ALD), member 3a (gene abcd3a). The transcript is spliced from 23 exons. The record is from RefSeq and is a predicted model, not a curated record. Gene Ontology annotation, biological process: peroxisome organization; very long-chain fatty acid catabolic process; long-chain fatty acid import into peroxisome. Gene Ontology annotation, cellular component: peroxisome; peroxisomal membrane. Lineage: Eukaryota; Metazoa; Chordata; Actinopteri; Perciformes; Cyclopteridae. The coding region runs from base 122 to 2101 and encodes 659 amino acids. Gene Ontology annotation, molecular function: ATP binding; ATP hydrolysis activity; ABC-type transporter activity.
GUAAAACACCAACGAAGAAGAAGACUCCCAGAAUGCCGUUGUGAACUGCUGCAACCUCGAGAAAACUAGCAAUCGACAACCUAGCUAACCCAAACCGUCCCCUGGUCGUCGUGUCGGAAACAUGGCGACUUUCAGUAAAUAUCUGACAGCAAAAAACUCGUCCAUAGCAGGCGGUGUUUUGCUGGUUUUAUACCUGCUGAAACGUAGAAGACGGACGUUGCAUCCCGGCGGUAGAAAAGGAGGCUCAGAUAAAGUGCUGAACACUGAAAAAGAUGGCAAAAAAGACCAUGCAGCAGUGGACAAGGUUUUCUUCCUCCGAAUCUUCCAGAUUGUGCGGAUCAUGGUACCUCAAGUUUUCUGCAAAGAGACUGGCUACCUUCUCCUUAUCGCUGCCAUGUUGGUGACCAGGACCUACUGUGACGUAUGGAUGAUCCAGAACGGCACCAUGAUCGAAAGCGGUAUUAUAAGCAGAGACAUCAGUCUUUUCAAGAAGCACUUUUAUUCCUACAUAUCAGUCAUACCAGGGAUCGCCUUGGUGAACAACUUCCUGAAGUUGGGUCUGUACGAGCUGAAGCUGAGGUUCCGUGAGAGGCUCACUAAGAACUUGUACGACCAGUACCUGCAAGGUUUCACCUACUACAAAAUGGGAAACCUGGACAACCGGAUAGCCAAUGCAGACCAGCUACUGACACAGGAUGUGGAGAAAUUCUGCAACAGUGUGGUGGACCUCUACUCUAACCUCAGCAAGCCUCUGUUGGAUAUCUGUCUGUACACCUUUAAGCUGACAAGUGCCAUUGGAGCUCAGGGCCCGGCCGUCAUGAUGACAUACCUACUGAUCUCAGGCCUCUUCCUGACCAGACUGAGAAGACCCAUAGGCAAGAUGACCGUCACCGAGCAGCGGUACGAGGGAGAGUACCGCUUCGUCAACUCUCGCCUCAUCACUAAUAGUGAGGAGAUUGCAUUCUACAAUGGGAACAUCAGGGAAAAGCAGACCAUUUACACCACAUUCAAGAAACUGGUGGACCACUUGCAUAACUUUAUCUUCUUUCGCUUCUCUAUGGGAUUUGUUGACAGCAUAAUUGCCAAGUACCUGGCCACCGUAGUAGGUUACAUGGUGGUCAGCCGGCCAUUCCUCACCACGUCCCACCCUCGACACCUGCACAGCACACACUCUGAGCUGCUUGAGGACUACUACCAGAGUGGGAGGAUGCUCCUGAGAAUGUCCCAGGCCUUGGGCAGGAUUGUACUGGCUGGCCGAGAGAUGACCCGUCUCUCUGGAUUCACAUCUCGUAUCACUGAACUGAUGAAAGUUUUGAAGGAGCUGAAUGCUGGCAAAUAUGAACGCACCAUGGUCUCCCAGCAGGAGAAAGAAUCAGACGGUGCAGAGAAACUCCUACUUGUUCCUGGGAGUGGUCACAUUAUCAACAGAGAUAACAUAAUCAAAUUUGACCAUGCGCCCCUAGCAACACCCAACGGAGACGUUUUGAUCAAAGACCUCACAUUUGAGGUGAGGUCUGGCACCAAUGUUCUUGUGUGUGGACCCAACGGCUGUGGAAAGAGCUCUCUGUUCAGAGUGCUCGGAGAGCUGUGGCCUCUGUUUGGAGGACAGCUGACAAAACCUGAGAGAGGGAAGCUCUUCUAUGUUCCACAGCGACCUUACAUGACUCUGGGUUCUCUGAGGGACCAAGUCAUUUACCCCGACACCUACGAAGAACAGCAAAGGAAAGGCAUCUCUGACCACGUAUUGAAAGAGUAUCUGGACAAUGUUCAGCUGGGUCACAUCCUGGACAGGGAGGCGAGCUGGGACUCAGUCCAGGACUGGAUGGAUGUCCUCAGUGGAGGAGAGAAGCAGAGAAUGGCUAUGGCCAGGCUGUUCUACCACAAGCCCCAGUUUGCCAUUCUGGAUGAGUGCACCAGUGCAGUGAGUGUAGAUGUGGAGGAUUUCAUCUACAGCCACUGCAGGACGGUGGGCAUCACCCUGUUCACAGUGUCCCAUAGGAAGUCUCUGUGGAAGCACCACGAGUAUUACCUCCACAUGGACGGGAGAGGGAACUACGAGUUCAAGCCCAUCACAGAGGAGACGGUGGAGUUUGGCUCCUAACUGGUUGCUGCUGCAGACACAAAUGCUCUGAUAAAAUCCAGUCCACUAAUGAUUUGCACUUAAGAGAGAAGUCAUAGAAAUUAAUGUUUUUAAUCAAGUGUUUUCUGUUAUUUAAAUCAUCAAUUGAGUCUAGUCUAAUUAUAAAUUUGUUCAGAUUAUAAAAACAUGUUAUUUAUAUUGACAACUUCUAUAAAUAUAAAUAACGCAAAAAAAUGUCAGUGAAGGUGGAAAUAUCCAAUGUUUUAAUCCUCAGUAACUAGUAUGCUAGAUACCGGUGUGCUCAACGUGAAUGUUCCUGGAUGUCAUUUCGACUAGAGGAUAAGAGGUGGUUAAGAUAAUGGGACGUAGGCUUACUUGCUACUUAAUUUCUGUCUUUUUCUUGAGGACAAAGGGUAAUAAGAGCCUCGUAGAUAUCCCGUGGAUUAAGAACAGCUGUUAUCCUGACAUAAGGAGAAUCCGAACACAGUCAACCAUCUGCUGUUUGCUUCUGUAGCUACAGGGAAGGAACAGGACAGACUCUUCAGACCCACCUGGUUUGAAGGUGUUGAGGGGAGCCUCUUAAAGUGGUGCAGCGUCAGCUCCUGUUUGAGGGAACGGCCAUCAGAAGAGUAAAUAUGGACUCAGCAGAUGAGAGAGCAAUGCCAUGUACUCAAGAGCCACUGGGUGAACCUAUUCAUUAGCACAGCACUGGGGCCAGUGGCAGGGAUUUAGUGUUUUAAACAUUCCACCUGUAACAUUUGUGAAAUGAGGAGAUUUGAACUGUUAUAUAUUUAGUGAUUGGGCUCUAUUGACCAAACUGGUGUGGAAGUGCUGAUCUUUGUGACUUAUGCCCGAGCAUAAGCGCUCCCAUUCCGCUUGUGGAGCAGUCGAUUGAAAAAGCUCCCCAUGUGGACUUUGAGAACACGUGAAUUCAUGUAACAGUGCUGCUCUUUGGUCGGAGCAUUAAGUCAUAGGAUGACUGAUUAUGAUUUUAAUGAAUAAACAUGGCUUGAAAGCUCUAAUGAAGAGGGAACACUUUGUUGUCUAACCGUUAAUAAAGUAAUUCAGUACACAUCA